GUUUAUACAUCAUCAUACAAGACGGGCCGCGGGUCGAAUAGUCUAACCUCCGUUAUCUCCUGAGACUCUCCAGUCUAAUAAGGAGAAGGUAAGGCUGGCAUUACUAAUUACAAACUGAGGAUUGUCCUAUUGUCAGAAUAUGAUUGGUUCUUAGCCGUGUAGCUCGACCUCAAAUCAUGCUGGAACUUUUAACCGCGAGCAGGGUUCAUUUGUCAUCGCGCGUGGUUUAGCUUGUUCCUUUGAGUCUUUGACUUGUAUUAAAGGGGCUGUGAUACUCGGUUGACAUAUAUAUAUAAUCGUCGGUUGCUUCUGGUAACUAGUUGACUUAGGUAUCAAGUAACUAGUAUAUUUUACCUGGACAGGAUUAAAUCUAAAAUCCAACAUGGCCGCUUCCCCCUCUAUUCUCCUCAUCGGCGCCGGCGAGCUCGGCACAGCUGUCUUGGAGUCCCUCGUCGCGCACCCCAAGCGCAACGGCGGCUCUAUCGCCAUCUUCCUCCGUCAAUCAAGCAUCUCCUCGCAGGACCCAACCAAGAAGACGCAGAACGACCGUCUCAAGUCCCUAGGUGCUGCCUUCGAGGCGGGCGACCUGGCGAACGAUUCGGCGGAACAGCUCGCUGGGGUGUUUAAGAAGUACCACACUGUAAUCUCCUGCUCGGGCUUCGGCCUGCCGCCCGGGACCCAGGUCAAGCUCACGCAGGCGGUCCUGCAAGCUAAGGCGCGGCGGUAUCUGCCCUGGCAAUGGGGCAUCGACUACGACGCCGUGGGGGGUGGUAGCGCGCAGGACUUGUUUGACGAGCAGCUGCGCGUGCGCUCGCUGCUGCGCUCGCAGCGGGAUACGGACUGGAUCAUCGUGUCGACGGGGCUGUUCACGAGUUUCCUGUUCCUACCGGCCUUCGGCGUCGUCGACCUCCAACGGCGGAAACUGCGCGCCUUGGGAUCGUGGGAUGCGCGGCUGUCGCUUACUACGGCGGCGGAUAUCGGGCGUAUGGCAGCGGAGGUGGCGUACGACCCGCGGGACGUCUCGCGGCAGGUGGUGUAUAUCGCGGGGGACACGGUGACGUACGCGCGCGUUGCGGAGCUGGUGGAGGGGAGGUUUGGGGGGGAGUGGACGAGGGAAGUGUGGGAUGUGGAGAGCUUGAAGGAGAAGUUGAGGGAGAGGCCGGAUGAUGGGAUGCUGAAGUAUACGAAUGUGUGGGCUGUGGGGAGGGGCGUGGCGUGGGAUAUGGAGAGGACGCUUAAUGCGCAGAGGGGGGUUGAGUUGCAGGGUUUGGAGAGUUAUUUGAAGGAGAUGCCGGAUUUGUAGGUGGUGGAAAGAAAUGGGUUUGAGAUGGGAGGUUUUGUUGGAUAUAGAGGUUGCGAGGCCUACAUAGGUAGGUACUUUGAUGGAAUGUUAAUGCUAAUGUAAAGUAGCCUUAAUAUAUAGCAACCCGUCUCUGAUGA
This is a messenger RNA of Daldinia vernicosa, 1440 nucleotides long. Its product is annotated as isoflavone reductase family protein. The transcript has a single exon. The coding region runs from base 383 to 1303 and encodes 306 amino acids. Gene Ontology annotation, molecular function: oxidoreductase activity. NCBI's taxonomy places the organism in Eukaryota, Fungi, Ascomycota, Sordariomycetes, Xylariales, Hypoxylaceae. The record is from RefSeq and is a predicted model, not a curated record.